Molecule: messenger RNA, 3090 nt
Organism: Girardinichthys multiradiatus
Lineage: Eukaryota; Metazoa; Chordata; Actinopteri; Cyprinodontiformes; Goodeidae
Product: PWWP domain-containing DNA repair factor 3A
Exons: 15
Coding region: 341-2017 (558 amino acids)
Source: RefSeq, a predicted model, not a curated record
AUGCCCCGUAAAUGGAAGCAAGAGUCAUGCCUUGUUCCAAACAGGAAUUUGUGUUUACGACGGGUUGUUUUCGUGUUUUCUGUGCAGUAUUUGGCUAUUUUGGAACACUUUGUUUUGUCUUACCAUUACAAACCUGGUGCAUCAGUAAAUGUGAGCAGGUACCGUGACGCCUGAUGGUGCUGGGUUUCUGACAAACUGAACCUUUUGAGGUGACCUUGAUGCUCGUUUAUUAAAUCGACACAGUUAAGCCUUCGGACUCUUGAUACAUGGUGUUUAUCUGUCAGCCAAUGAACUCAAAGGAUAUCCUUUCAAUGAGUGGACCACACUGAAGCACACAACAAUGAAAGGCAGACCUCGUAAAACAAGGAAAAGUGAAUCUAAAAAGACGCCCAUCUUUACCAAGGCCCUGUCUCCAGCUACAGAAGUGUCAAUUUUUGAUAAUGUCCCCACUCUUAAUUUGUCCACACUUAAAUCUGUACCGACUACACCUAAAGGACGCAAGGGGCCGAGAAAACGGACAACAGAAGCCAGCCUGAGUUCAACGCCUGUCCAUGGCUCCACCACUUCCAACAUUUCACUCAACUCUCCUGGAGCUGAUGAAAUGCUGCCAGAUUACUCUCAAUUUAUCACUCAACCAAAGACGUCAGAGGGAGAUUCACCAUGCUACAAAUCAAAAUCUCAAAAACGUAGUCACACUUCUCAGCCAAGACAACCUCAAAAAAGGGGGGCUGUAGAGCAAACCCAGGAAAACGGGACUGUGACUAAGCGUGGGCGUGGCAGGCCACGAAAGAAUAAGACUGGAGAUGUAAAGGGAAAAGGACCUACUCAGCCAUCCAAACGCUUAAGGCCUAGGUUUGAGCUGCAGAGUCCUGGUGCACCUGAGCAAGACUCUUUGCUGUCUUCAGAUCUUUCAAUCGAACUGAGUACCUAUGAGGAACAGCUGCCCUCUCUGUCCAUGAAGGAAGAUGAGAGUGAAGAUGAGGAGGAGGAAGAGCUCCCAAGUUUCUUGAUGCAGAAGAACACUAAACCUUCAUCUAUCACAGAAGGAGCAUUUGUGUGGGGCAAAUGUAGAAAUUAUCCGUACUGGCCGGCAUUGGUUAAAAAUGUGAACCGAAAACAGAAAAAAGCAAGUGUCAUGUUUGUUGACCAGGUUUUCACAGGGAUUCAGAAACAGAAAGGGUUUACGUUGCCUCUGAAAUCCUUGAAACCCUUUGACUGUGAAGAAGCAGAUGAGCUGAUGCGAAAAGCCAAAGAGUCGUAUUCGGCUGCUAUUACUUGGUCAUUGGAAUUUAUAGAAGACUACAGAAUCCGUAUUGCAUGCGGUUCGUUUUCAGGAUCCUUCAUUGAGUAUUGUAACCAUGACAUGAGCUACCCAGUGAGAAGGAAGUAUCCACAGGCAGCCUCAGAUAGACUAACCAUCACCAGUGAUAUCAUACAGGUGGAACCAUGUGAAGAUCACAAGGAGGACAUAAGUGAGAAGCACGAAGAUGUUUCGACAUGCUCAAAAAGGCUGCUGCCAGACCGAACCCAUGCUGCCCAUAACCGAGCCAAUGAGAAGCUUGUUUAUUUCAUUGUGAAGCAGCACAUGGUGGAGAAACAUCUUCUGGCUGUGAUCCGGGGGCAGCACCAGUCCAGAUGGCUUCGCUCUUUUUUAAGUGCCAAACGGAGGAGAGUUGUUAACAUUUAUCUGGAAGAUGAUCAGCAGUUGGACCAGGUCUACUGGUACCUAAAUGAGCUAUAUGGAAAAGCUGUGGCCAAAUCCCCAAUCCUUGCUGGGGUGAAAUCAAUGGAGCGUGUUCCUUUUAUUCUAGAUGUGCUUCUGCCCGAGGCUAUCAUCUAUGCUAUUGCUGGGGUGGACAAUCUUUCAGUGAAAAAGGCAGAAGAAAAGUACCUGAAGGGGCGAUGCAUCAGUAACAGAGAAAGACAAGAGUUUGACUUGAUGAUUGAACGACAGAUGAGGAGAAAGUCACAGCGCCAGAAUGCAGCACUUGAAUUAUUUUCUGACUCUGUUAGUUAAAACCGAGGAAUAAAUAAUUCCAUUUUUUAUUUUUAUAUUUCUUUUUUUUUAUGUUAAUGUAACAAUAUUUUUGUACUUUGCAAAAAAACUGUAUAAUCACAUCCUGAUGACUUUAAGCAUUUACUUUUUUUAAUAUGGGGAUGUCUUUAAAAAAAAAAACUUCUUUACCUUCCUGAUUGAAGUCUUAUGACUACAGUUGCUGCCAAAUAAUUCUGAGCAUUUAAAACGUUUUUUUUCCUUCAUUUGUUUUUGCAGAAAUUCAUUUUUAUAUGAAGACUUUGUGCAAACAAAGACUUCGCUUCCUCUUGGUGGGAAGUUAUUGAAGUCAUUCGGAAGUGCUUCUGUGUUGGGAAUACUAUAUAUCUGUCAUUUCACAAUUUACUUUCAGAGUCCAUUUGAUGGCCUGUUAUCUGUUUAGAGGAACACAUGGUCUACAUAAAGCACAACUAAACUCAAAAUUGAAAUGAACUGAAAACUCUCGCUCGAGUCAGUUCUCUAUUCCUCCUCCUGGAUGAAAACCACAUUGUUCCUUUGAAUCUGGUGUUUUAUUAUCUAUUUUAGCAAGACAAAGACAGAGUAGGCUAACAGGAUAAAAAAUAUAUAUAUGUAGCAAAAUCAUAACUGACAGAUUGUCUGAAUCCCUUAGCCUGACUAAAACUCCUGUUUGAUAAGUUGACGACUCACAUAUUCAUUGUCUUGUCUCUGCAUCUGCUGCAAACAGUCUAGCUUGCAGGUAGUUUUCAGCUGCCCCCAGAGUUCAACAAGGAGAACAAGCUUUACUGUGGCUCUCCGUCCUGAUAGUUCAGCUAUCCGUCCCAUUCAGACUGUUCCAUUUCUCUUAUAUUCCAGGAAAGAUCUGGACUGAACCCUCUUAUAAGUCAGUUGAGUCAGUCCCAUAUUGUCUGAGUUGACAUUUUUUAAUAAUCCAUGAAAUUAUGUGUUCUGCUUAAAUAAACCUUAAGCAUUCAGUUUUAAUGGUUUUAUGCAUCCUCUGCUGGCCGGAAACUUUAAUGUUUAAAGCAGCAAAGUCCAGCCUUGGUAAAAAGCAAUAAAAUAUUGCAAAACCAAUGUGA